This is a messenger RNA of Chilo suppressalis (striped riceborer), 860 nucleotides long. The record is from the annotation of a GenBank genome assembly. Lineage: Eukaryota; Metazoa; Arthropoda; Insecta; Lepidoptera; Crambidae.
CGUGACUGACGUGUGUCCUGUCAUCUAACUUGUCGAAUCGAAAGCCGAAUUUCGUAGUAUAGCCUCGAAAUUAUGGAAAUGUUCAAGCUUUUAUCGAUUUUACCAUUAUUUUUGCUAAUAGAUAUCUCUUCAGCUUUAUAUUUCCACAUAGCAGAAGGGGAGCGAAAAUGUUUUAUUGAAGAAAUACCAGAUGACACUACUGUUAUUGUUAACUAUAAAGUGGAAUUGUAUGACCCUCGGUCUGGAGGGUUUAUGCCUUCAACGCCAGGUAUCGGCAUGCACGUGGAAGUGCGGGACAGCAAUGAUCGCGUUGUUUUGUCCCGUGUUUACUCUUCUGAAGGAAUGAUAUCUUUCACAUCCCACGUCUCUGGUGAACACGUAAUCUGCAUGUACACAAAUAGUACAUCUUGGUUUAGUGGAUCACAACUCAGAGUUCACUUGGACAUUCAAGUUGGUGAGCACGCAAUAGACUAUGCAAAUGUGGCCCAGAAAGACAAGUUGACAGAAUUACAGCUCAGAAUUCGUCAGCUAUUGGACCAAGUGCACCAGAUUACCAAAGAACAAAGCUAUCAAAGGCAUCGUGAGGAACGCUUCCGACAGACAUCAGAGAGCACAAAUCAAAGAGUACUCUGGUGGAGUCUUUUACAGAUUGCAGUUCUCAUGGGAAUUGGUUACUGGCAGAUGAGGCAUCUCAAGAGCUUCUUUGAGGCAAAGAAAUUAGUUUAAAUGAAGUUAAAGUUAACUUAUAGUGUUUAUUUAUCAUAAUUUUGUAAUUUUAUCGAAAACCAAGUGAUUUUUAUUCAAAUGAACUCUCUUUAAAAUAUUUUUGUUGUGAAUAUUUUGAAAUAAAAUAAACAGAU